Messenger RNA from Chelonoidis abingdonii (Abingdon island giant tortoise), 1274 nucleotides. Lineage: Eukaryota; Metazoa; Chordata; Testudines; Testudinidae. The record is from RefSeq and is a predicted model, not a curated record.
GAAAGUCAAGAAGACAUAUGGUACAUGCAGGAAUUUCUCCCCUGCUACAUGUCAGAUUCCAACACAACCAACUUCACCAACCUCUCCACCUUCAUCCUGCUGGGCAUUCCUGGCCUGCAGACAGCCCAAGUCUGGAUCUCCAUCCCCUUCUGCACCAUGUACGUCAUAGCCAUCUUGGGGAACUUCACCAUCCUGUUCAUUGUGAAGAGGGAGCCGAGCCUCCAUGAGCCCAUGUUGUAUUUCCUCUGCAUGCUGGCCAUCACCGACCUGAUCCUGUCCACUUCUGCCCUGCCCAAAAUGCUGAGCAUCUUCUGGUUCAAUUCCAGGGAGAUCAAUUUCAGUGCCUGCCUCACCCAGCUCUACUUCAUUCACUGCUUCUCAGUGAUAGAGUCUGGGAUUUUCAUGGCCAUGGCUUUUGAUCGCUACGUGGCCAUCUGUGAUCCCCUGAGGCAUUCCAUUAUCCUGACAAACCCCAUGGUGGCCAAGAUCAGCCUGGCUGUGGUGCUGCGUGGUGGCAUGCUCGUACUGCCCUAUCCCUUCCUGGCGAGGCAGUGGCCAUAUUGCAGAACCAACAUCAUCCCCCACUCGUACUGCGAUCACAUAGCCGUGGUGAAGCUGGCCUGCACCGACAUCCGCAUUAGUAGUUACUACGGCCUCUUUGUGGCAUUUUUGGUGACCGGUCUGGAUGUAUUUUUUAUUGCUGUGUCCUAUAUCCAGAUCCUCAGGGCCAUCUUGAGCCUAUCCACAAAGAAUGCCCGGCUGAAGACUUUUGGGACCUGCAGCUCCCACCUCUGUGUCAUCUUAAUCUUUUACAUCCCAUCUCUCUUCUCCUUCCUCAUGCACCGGUUUGGGCACAAUUUGGCCCUGCAUUUCCACAUUCUCAUUGCCAAUGUGUACCUCCUAGUUCCCCCCAUGCUAAAUCCCAUCGUCUAUGGGGUGAGGAUCAAACAGCUCAGGGAAGGUGUCCACAAGAUGUUCUCUUCACCCAAAUGUUACCCAUUUUCCUCUGCCCUCAAUGCUCUGAUUCCUUGACUGAUCCAGCCAGGUUGUCCUGAAGGAAAUGUUCUCUGAACCAGGCAGUGACAGUUUGGGUUCAGGGAGGUGGUUUGUCUCUUCCUUGGAAACUCUCUGUCUCCCCAUGCAUUUUGGUCCAUCUCUCACUUUCCUUUGUAACUUCACCCCCACCACCACAAAAACAGACACCUCUUUCUCUCUGACACUUUGAAUCUGCCUCCUGUGACACGCUAUACCUUGGGGAUUCCCCUGUAAACCCC